AUGAACAGGUAUCAGUGUGAACGACUUUGUUGGUACCGGAAACUGUGUAAGACCUACUCUUACAUCUACAACAGGACCCUGGCCUCUGAUGUUGUUUAUGAACAGCUCCAAGACAACGGAUGUUGCGCCCGCCAUUGCAAAGAAACUGAGGUGUGCGUUCCCACCUAUGAUUCACCUUUCUACAAGUGUCUACCUUUUUCUGCAGAAUGUCAAGCGCCGCCUCAAGUUGACGGUACCUACGACAGUGACAGGCUAGUCCAGGGUCAAAGGACAAACUUCACGUGCAACUCGUCUCUACUGUGGAUUCCUCGUCACGCCGACAAGACGGUCACGUGUCAAGUCACCGGCAAGUACAGCGGACUCAAAGGGACGUGUGAAAACACAACCCACUACUCACCGAGUAUUCCAUUCAACAAGCCACUACCGGAUCUCACUGCAAAAGAAUGGGAGGCCUGCUUCAAGGGUAUUUUCAUUGGAACUCAAAGAAUGACAUUCAACUUUCACGACAGGCAGGAUGCUUCGUGUGAUUUCAAUCCUAAUAAUUAUGGGAACAUUUACCUCUCACUUGAUUUCCGUCACAACUUUGUGGUCACCCAAGAAGUGAUGUGGGCCACUGGUCUGAAUAACUGCUCCUGGUCUCCUCAUUCAAUAGGACCUCUUCUACUACAGCCCAGCAACUACUUCGAGAUUACUCUGAGGAUCUUGUUUAACAACACAAUGCAGAUUAUCUACAAAGAUCACCCAACCCAACAACUCGACCUGGUGUCAAACCACAUCAACUUGACAAAAGUCACGUACUUGGAGAUUCUAAAUCAUGUCAAACUUUUCUACGUCAACGUCAUCAAAGGAUGUGACUGGCUCUACAAAUAA
This is a messenger RNA of Pomacea canaliculata, 870 nucleotides long. RefSeq lists its product as uncharacterized. Bases 1 to 870 code for a protein of 289 amino acids. The record is from RefSeq and is a predicted model, not a curated record. NCBI's taxonomy places the organism in Eukaryota, Metazoa, Mollusca, Gastropoda, Architaenioglossa, Ampullariidae. The transcript is spliced from 6 exons.